AUGUGGUUUACAAUAUAUGAUAUUGUUUUAUUAUUCUUUGAAUUAGUGUUAAAUGCUUUUUUUCGUGAAGUCAAAACGCAAGGAUCACAUAAAAUUCCAAAAGAGGGGCCAGUUAUUAUCGUUGCUGCACCACAUGCAAACAUGUUCGUUGAUGGAAUGGUUUUCACAAAAUGUUGUCCACGGCCAGUUUUGUUAAUGAUUUCGAUAAAUGCUACAAAAUACAAAUAUGUUGGUUCCUUGGCUCGCAGCAUUAAUGCAAGCAAGCCAAAAGACUUGGCUGAGAUAGGGAAAGGAAGGAUAUUGCUGAAUCAACAUAAAGAAGGUUCUCUUCAUAUAAUUGGUAUUGAUACGGAAUUUACAAAGCAAUUAAAAGUGGGAGGUCAAAUUGCUUUGCCGAAUGAUUAUGGUUUAUCGGAAAUAUCUGAAAUAUUAUCGGAUACAGAAUUGGUGAUCAAAAAAGAAUUCAAAGGUUUAAAAGCUUUAGAAAUUUUAACACAAUCCAAUGGAACGUCUUAUAAAUACUUACCACAUGUUGAUCAAAGUUAUGUCUAUAAGACUAUGAUUGGGUUGCUAAAUGCUGGAAAAUGCAUUGGAUUAUUUCCGGAAGGUAGAAGUCAUGAUCGAGCCGAACUCUUGGCUUUAAAAGGGGGUGUCGCUAAUAUCGCUUUAGGUGCCAUGGCGGCAAAUCCUAGUCAGGAUAUCAAAAUUGUUCCAUGCGGUUUGAAUUAUUUUAAUGCUCAUCAAUUCCGUUCUCGUGUCAUUGUUAAGUUUGGUUCACCUAUUUCAAUUCCACUUGAAUUAAUUGAGAAAUAUAAUAGUAAGGAUAAAAAGGAGGCUUGUGAUAAAUUGCUGGGAAUUAUUUAUAAUGGAUUGAAAUCAGUAACAAUUAAUGCACCAGAUUAUGAAACGUUAACUGUCAUUCGCACAGCUCGUUAUUUGUAUAAAUAUUACAAUAAAUUAGGGAUUCAUGAUGAAUUGAAAUUAGAUCAAAGGUUUAUUGAUGGCUACACAAAAUUUAAGGAUAAUCCUCACGCCCAAGAGACGCGCAACGAAAUAAUAGAAUACGCUCGAUUAUUGAAAUAUCAUGGAUUAGAGGAUUAUCAAGUCCAGCAGGCUACUGUUAAAGGAUUUAAAGCUUUAAUGAUAUUGCUAUAUCGAAUGUUACUUUUAAUAUUGUGCAAUAUUUUAUGUCUUCCUGGUAAGUUUGAUUAUUUGAAAUUUAAUUAA
Molecule: messenger RNA, 1227 nt
Organism: Dentiscutata heterogama
Lineage: Eukaryota; Fungi; Glomeromycota; Glomeromycetes; Diversisporales; Gigasporaceae
Source: the annotation of a GenBank genome assembly